Molecule: messenger RNA, 1908 nt
Organism: Coniophora puteana RWD-64-598 SS2
Lineage: Eukaryota; Fungi; Basidiomycota; Agaricomycetes; Boletales; Coniophoraceae
Product: hexokinase
Exons: 9
Coding region: 62-1672 (536 amino acids)
Biological process (GO): intracellular glucose homeostasis; glycolytic process; glucose 6-phosphate metabolic process
Cellular component (GO): cytosol; mitochondrion
Molecular function (GO): ATP binding; fructokinase activity; D-glucose binding
Source: RefSeq, a predicted model, not a curated record
CUCGCUCUUAACCCCGUCCGCGUCCACUCUAGGUAUCGUCGCAUCCUCCCUCUUCUUUGCCAUGGCGGCCAUCUUCUCCGACUCUCCGACACAUCCUCUCGAUGCUCUCAAGGACCACUUCACACUCCACGAUCACCAGCUGCAUGCUAUCACCAAGACCUUCCUUUCCGAGGUCUCCGAUGGUCUUUCAAAAUAUGGCCAUCCCAUGGCAAUGAUUCCUACCUAUGUCAAGGGCGUACCUAAUGGCUCAGAAACCGGAACUUUCCUUGCGCUCGAUCUCGGGGGAACUAACCUUCGUGUGUGCGAGGUCACUCUGCACGGAGAUAAGACGUUUUCCAUUCGCCAGCAGAAGUACAAAGUGUCCGAGGCACUCAAAACAGGCGAGGCAACAACACUGUUUGACUACCUCGCGGACUCCGUCGACGCGUUCCUGACCGUGUCGCCCAAAGCGGAAUCACCGAAGAUUGAUGGCUUUAGACAUACCUCAUUCAACGAUUCCGAUCCCCCGGCUGUUCCUCUCGCCCUCACCUUCUCUUUCCCAGUCGAGCAGACAGCCUUAGACUCCGGGUUUCUGCUCACGUGGACAAAGGGCUUCUCGGCCAAGAACGCGGUGGGCAAGGACGUCGUUAAGCUGUUGCAGGAUGCAUUCGAUCGCAAGCACAUACACGUCAAGUGUGUGGCCCUUGUCAAUGACACUGUAGGUGCAUUGCUUUCGAGAGCAUACAACACGGGCGGUUGCAUGCUUGGUGCCAUCUUUGGGACCGGAACGAACGGUGCCUACGUAGAAAGCGUUUCAAACAUCACCAAGCUCGGGAAGCAUCCUACGGCAGCAGCAGGAGGCAUGAUGAUUGUCAACACGGAGUGGGGUGGCUUCAAUAACUCGCGGUCCGUGUUGCCUACGACGCCUUGGGACAACAAGCUUGAUCGAGAAUCGAUAAACCCUCGCUUCCAAGCGUUCGAGAAGUUCAUCUCGGGCAUGUACCUAGGCGAGAUCGCACGGAACGUCGUACUCUCCUUCAUUGACGCAGCACCGAAACCUCUCCUGUUCACCGGCCGAUCAACACCCAUACUCAACAAGCAGUGGGCAUUCGAUACCGCUGUCCUGAGCGAAGUUGAGGAGGCGUGGACGGGCCUCGGGCGGUUUUCCGGCUCCUCGGAGAAGGACCAGCGACAGCGCGUACGCGGUGUGUUGCUACAGCGGUUUGAAUUCGAAUCAGACGACCUUGUCUCGCUGGAGGAUGCCGCCACCGUCCGACAAAUCUGUACACUGGUAGUGGACCGCGCGGCCCGCAUGAGCGCAUGUGCGGUCGCAGCCAUACUCGUUCAAACAGGGCGGGCACGGCUAGGCGGCGAGGGAAAGGGCGAGCUGGUGGACAGCGGGGAGCGGAUCGGCGUCGGCGUCGACGGAAGUCUCGUGGAGUUCUACCCCAACUUCCAGAAGAAAAUGCGCGAUUCCAUCCGUGUCCUCGUCGGCAGCGAGGUAGAGUCGCGCGUUGAGAUCGGCAUGGCGAAGGACGGCAGUGGAGCAGGAGCUGCACUGUGCGCGCUCAUCGCGCAGAAGAUGUCCGAGGGUGCCUCGCUUUCGGCUGGAUACCACAACGACCCGCCGCCGCCCACCCGAUCACGGACCGACGACGCAGCGUACCUGUCAUCAUUCAGGCUGAAACCAUGAUCACGAGUGUGACGAUGGAUUUCAUCGACGUUGAUAGCCGGGGCGAGGUAUGGAAGGGAUGGAUCAUGGGAUUCAAGGGGAUGGCAUGAUAGAGGAACGCUGCCCCGUGUUUUCGGCGGGGCGUUGCCAUCGAAGAGUAGUCUAACUUUAAAUGUUGUGCUACGAUGGACGGUGUCGUGCCCAGCUCCGAUCUUUUUAUGUGUAAUUAUCUACUGUAUCCUCUUAUUGAAAUCGUG